CGCAGGUCGCAGAUAGCUGACGAACUUCACGCAAGGCGCAACGCAAACUUGUGUUGUCCGUGUUGUCUACGUGUCGCUGAUACUUCGGUCCCGGUCGUCCAGAAAAACAUUAACAAAAAUGGAUUUAAUAUAUCGUGCACCGUUUUUCGUACUAGAAGUGCCAAAUCUGAAAUUGAAGAAACCAUCAUGGUGUGUCAAACCCAGUGCGAUGGUUGUUUUCUCCAUAGUAUUGCUUUCGUACUUCAUGGUGACAGGAGGAAUUAUUUAUGAUGUUAUUGUGGAACCGCCAAGCGUUGGAUCGACGACCGAUGAACACGGGCAUACCAGACCGGUUGCCUUUAUGCCAUAUCGUGUCAAUGGUCAAUACAUCAUGGAAGGCCUGGCUUCAAGUUUUCUCUUCACACUCGGAGGAUUGGGUUUCAUAAUUCUGGACCAAACUCACAGUCCGUCAACCCCAAAACUCAACAGGAUUCUUCUGAUUUGCGUUGGUUUCAUAAGUAUCAUCGUGUCCUUCAUUACUUGUUGGAUUUUCAUGCGUAUGAAGUUGCCUGGAUACUUCUAGUGGUACUAGAAAGCCAAUUCUGAAUUGGCUCAAACAAAAAAUACAGGGACAAACGAUCAUUUUACAGCAGAAAAAAGCUUCCUUACAUCAUUGUAUAUUUGUUUUAUUUUUCAAUUAUACUUCAUCAAUCAAUUCAAUAUUUGCCCUGGAAAAUAAGUUGAAUUGUGCGGUACUUCAAUCUUCGCGCGAAACCACGAAUUUUUUUUAUUAUUUUAUGAUUUAACCUUUAGAGGACGGAAAAUUUUCAGUUCAAAUCGUGUAAUUCAUAUAUAAAUCGAAUGUAUACCUCAGGACAAGUCUCCGACCGAGCAGGAGGUUCCUAAAGGGACCAGUCCCAUCCUCUAAAGGUUAAAUUGGCCACAUGGUCAUUUUACAAGGAGAUUAUCACAAUUUCAUAGACUAUGAUUUUCAAAAAUUCUUCCAUUGAUCAGUUAUUCUUGCAUUAAAUUCGUCUACAAUAUCUAUGUAUAUAUAGUAUAUAAUAUUAAAAAUCUCUUAAAUGUAUGCGCCAAAAAAUAUGCUUGGCAUGAGUGACAACUGUGAAGAAAUUUUUCUGUUCUAAUUAUUAUUCUUGGCGGAGAGGACACUGGAAAUAAAUGAGAAUGUAAAAUUGCUGAA
Messenger RNA from Venturia canescens, 1180 nucleotides. Its product is annotated as oligosaccharyltransferase complex subunit ostc. Gene Ontology annotation, cellular component: oligosaccharyltransferase complex. Lineage: Eukaryota; Metazoa; Arthropoda; Insecta; Hymenoptera; Ichneumonidae. The transcript has 4 exons. The record is from RefSeq and is a predicted model, not a curated record. Bases 119 to 562 code for a protein of 147 amino acids.